AUGAGUAAGCCUUUGGAAGAUUAUUGGCAAACUGUAAAACGUAUCUUAAGGUAUCUCAAAGGGACUUGCACUUUUGGAUUGCUUCUUCAGGCUGCCAAUCCUCGGGUUCCAUUCUCUUUGACUGUUUCCUGUGAUGCUGACUGGGCUAGUGACCCAAAUGAUAGAAGAACAACUUUUGGAGCUUGUUUAUUCUUGGGUCCAAAUCUGGUUUCUUGGUGGUUGAAGAGGCAAACCCUUAUUGCCAGAUCUACAGUUGAGGCAGAAAAUAGGAGUCUUGCUCUUGCUUGUUCAGAAGUCCUUUGGGUCAAGUCUCUCUUCAGUGAACUGCAACUCCUUUUAUCUAUACCUUAG
This is a messenger RNA of Gastrolobium bilobum, 351 nucleotides long. RefSeq lists its product as uncharacterized. Bases 1 to 351 code for a protein of 116 amino acids. The transcript has a single exon. NCBI's taxonomy places the organism in Eukaryota, Viridiplantae, Streptophyta, Magnoliopsida, Fabales, Fabaceae. The record is from RefSeq and is a predicted model, not a curated record.